Nicotiana attenuata is the source of this 1917-nucleotide messenger RNA. RefSeq names its product AAA-ATPase At3g28580-like. The coding region runs from base 102 to 1727 and encodes 541 amino acids. The transcript has a single exon. Gene Ontology annotation, molecular function: ATP binding; ATP hydrolysis activity. NCBI's taxonomy places the organism in Eukaryota, Viridiplantae, Streptophyta, Magnoliopsida, Solanales, Solanaceae. The record is from RefSeq and is a predicted model, not a curated record.
UAUGUUGGUGCUCUAUAUAUAUAAAGGCCAGCAUUUACUGAACAAUAAUUCACACGAAGUGUUCUUAUAUAUAUUGCAGUUGAAAAAAAGAGAGAAAUUAGAUGAUGAUGAUGCAAGAUGUCUGGACUCAGUUGGGUCCAACUAUUGCAACAAUCAUGUUUGCCUGGACCAUGUACCAAAACUAUUUUCCUCACGAACUUCGUGGUCAUAUUAGGAGGUAUACCGAUAAACUCGUGACCUAUUUCUACCCUUAUAUGCACAUUAUUUUUCAUGAGUAUGAAACUGAUGGCUGGUUCGAGCGUAGCAAAGCUUAUGUAGCAAUUGAAAGGUACCUAAGCAAGAACUCCUCCACACAAGCUAAGCGUCUCAAAGCCAACGUAGUCAAAGAUGGCCAAUCUCUUGUACUAACAAUGGAUGAUCACGAAGAGGUAACCGAUGAAUAUAAAGGCGAGAAAGUCUGGUGGAUUUCUAGCCAACAAAUAGCCAACAGACAGACAAUUUCUUGGUACCCUAGGGAGGAUGAGAAGAGGUAUUUCAAACUCAAGUUUCACAGAAAGAACCGCGAGCUUAUCACCGCUUCAUACUUGAAGUAUGUGUUGGAUGAAGGGAAGGCAAUUUCAGUAAGAGAAAGGCAGAGAAAGUUGUACACAAACAAUAAGGGAGAUGGUGGGUAUGGAUACAGGAGGAGAAUGUGGAGCCAAGUAGUGUUUGAACAUCCAUCAACAUUUAAUACUUUAGCAAUGGAGCCAAACAAGAAACAAGAGAUUAUGGAUGAUCUUCAAACAUUUAGCAAGUCAAAAGACUAUUAUGCCAAGAUUGGCAAGGCAUGGAAGCGUGGUUAUCUUCUAUAUGGUCCUCCAGGAACCGGUAAGUCUAGCAUGAUUGCUGCAAUGGCUAACUUCUUACAAUAUGAUGUCUAUGAUCUUGAAUUGACAGCGGUUAAGGACAACACCGAGCUAAGAAAAUUAUUGAUAGAUACUACUAGUAAGUCUAUCAUUGUGAUUGAAGACAUCGACUGUUCGCUUGACCUUACCGGCCAAAGGGAGAAGAAGAAAGACGACAAGGAAGAGGAAGUAAAAGACGAGAAAGAUGCCGUCAAGGAGAAGAUGAAAAAUCCAGAGGAGAAAAAGCAAAGCGAGGUGACUUUAUCUGGGCUUUUGAACUUUAUUGAUGGGUUAUGGUCAGCUAUUGGUGGUGAAAGGCUUAUUGUUUUCACUACCAACUUUGUGGAAAAGCUUGACCCUGCUUUAAUUCGGAGGGGAAGGAUGGAUAAACACAUUGUGCUAUCAUACUGUUGCUUUGACUCCUUCAAGGUGCUUGCAUAUAAUUAUCUAGACACUGAGUCUCAUGAUCACUUUCCUGAGAUUCGUCGUUUAUUGGGGGAAACUAAUAUUACUCCGGCUGAUGUUGCUGAGAACUUAAUGCCCAAGUCUUCUAAGGAAAAUGCAAACACUUGUUUGGAGAGACUGAUUAAAGCUCUUGAAAAUGCAAAGGAAGAGGCAAAAUUGAAGGCUGAGGAAGAAGAGAGAGAAAAGGCUAAGAAGGAGAAAGAGGAGAAAAAUAAAGAAGCAGCUGCUGAAGAAGCCAAGAAUACUGAUAAAGUGAACGAAAAUGGGAAGUCGAACAGUAAUAUUGUCAAGGAAAAUCCAGAGGGUAAUGUUGCUAAGGAAAAUGGUAAAUCAGAAAAUAAUGGUGUCAAGGAAAAUGGUGAUGUUAGUAAAGGUUGAUCAUGAAAAUGAUUGAUUAAUUAGGAGUUCCACUUAAAACUAGGAUCCAAUAAUUUUGAGUAGUUUUAUUGUGUUCACAUUGUUGACUUUGUUAUUCAAGCUAUUCGGAUGGAAGUAGUGGACGUCGCAAACUAUAUUUAGUAUUGGUAUACCUUCUUGUGAAAUAUAACAUUUUCAUAAUUUAGUGAUA